Messenger RNA from Gastrolobium bilobum, 534 nucleotides. RefSeq lists its product as uncharacterized. NCBI's taxonomy places the organism in Eukaryota, Viridiplantae, Streptophyta, Magnoliopsida, Fabales, Fabaceae. The coding region runs from base 1 to 534 and encodes 177 amino acids. The record is from RefSeq and is a predicted model, not a curated record. The transcript is spliced from 3 exons.
AUGCAGGGCCAUGUUAUCAUGUGGCCAUUCUUUGAGGAGUGUUUCUUGGGGAGGUAUUUUCCCUAUGAUGCGCAGGAGAGGAAACAAGGGGAGUUUGAGCGGUUGGUGCAAGGCUUAAUGACAGUUGAUGAGUACUUAGCUAAGUUCAAUGAACUGGCCAAAUUUGCACAUUUCAGGAUUGCUAUGCCUACAUCGGCAUUUUUGGCAUCUAAGUUUCGUAGGGGACUUAAUGAGGAGAUUGCAGACAAGAUUGUUGGAGCUGCAUCCAGAGAUUUCGGCACAUUGGUUCAGCAGUGCCGUGACAUUGAGGAUGUUUGUGUGGUGAGUAAGGCCAAGAAGGCCAAAGUAUCUGAUGUAAAGGGGACUGAAGUAGUUGCAGUUGAUCCAAACAAGAUUGAGGCUAUGUUGGAUUGGGAGAGACCCAAGACCGUUACAGAAAUGAGGAGUUUCCUGGGUCUGGAGUUGAAGGAGAGACUGACAACUGCACCAGUGUUGGUUCUUCCUGAUUCUGCUGAGCAGAUUGAGCUGUAUUAA